GAGGUGGCAACAGGUUCCCAUUUGUCCUGUUGCUGGCGUUGCGCGCGCUGCAGGCGCCGGGCACAGAGCACUGCACUGACUUUCGUGAUUGAGAGCCCCUCACCCCCUUCACUCCCUCCCGUUUCCCCGGUAGGAGGCCUCACCAGCAGGGAUCUGGAACAAGGUGUAGGGCAACCACUCUUCAGGUGUUAGGAGACGCAGGAUUGUUGGAGUCUAGACUUCCCUUUCCUUCGCCAUUGCAGAGGUUGCUUUCCUCCUCGUCCUCAUCUCCCUCCUCCUCCAGCUACAGUCACCUCCUCCAGGAAGCCCUCUCCAGACAGCAAUGCCUGGGCACCUCAGGAGUACCAAUUUCCUUCGGGUUGGCGAUUCUCUCUGAGCACACUGAGCCCCCAUGACAGGGUGGAUGGGGCACGUGCCUCUCCAGACCCCCUUGCUGCUGCUACCCCAUCCACAAUGUGACUAAACCCCAACCCUGCUUGCCAGGCCAGGACAUUGCAGAACUUCCGUGGUGCCUUCAACUUCUGUCCAUCCCAAGGUCCCACCCACAGCUGCAGUGGGGUCUGGAAGCAGCACAUAGGCUGGGUACCCAUGGCCAGGUGGCAACUAGUGCCUGCGUCUGUCAGUGGAGCUACAAUGUGAGAGAUGGAGAAGGUAGAAGGCAGAGUCCCUCUUCCAGGAGUGCACUGUGAAAAGGGGAAAUGGGCCAUGCCACAGCCUAAACCCAUGAGACCAAGGAGCACCAAAAAAGGACCCUACAGGCUGGCCCAAGGAAGGGGGCUGGAGAAAAUGCAGAAUCUGGGCAGGCAGCCUAUAUGUAGGAGAGAGGCCUGGGCUGGGACCCCUGCCCAUAGGACUAGAGGGGCAUGGCCCAGUCAUCCAGAUCCCCUGCAUGCAGGUGUUGGUACUGUAGAGGAAGGGACAUGGUGGGUGUGGCCAAAGAUGAGCCCACCACUUAUGGCCUAGGAGUCUGAAGCUGACAGCCCAGGGAAGGAAGGGAGGGAGAAGGCAGGCCUAGGUCCCAUAGAGGUGACCUAGCUUUCCAUAGCCUGCUGCUUCCCUUAGCAUCCCUUCACAUGAUGUCUCAUCUUACCAUGUGGUUCAUGAGGGAGGCUUUUCAACACGCAUGGGAACGGCCUGCAGUAAUUCUAAGUGUUGGGCUUCUCGGUGGCUUUGCGUUUUUUACGUCUUAGAAAAAUGUUUUGUGGUACCCAUCCUGUGUGAAUAGGUCUGCUUGUUUUUAUUUAGUUCCUUAUGGUAGAUUCCCAGAAGUGGCCAAAGGUAUGGAUUUUUUGUCUAGCUCUUAACGUACAUUGCCAGAUUAAUUUCCAAAAGGACCAAAAUCACCCAGCAAGAGAACAGCAUGCAGUUUCUCUGCAGCCUUGCCAAUGCUGGGUGUUCUCAUUUUGAGAACAUUCUACUAAUGUAGCAAGUGGGAAGUGUUACCUUGUUUUGCUGUUGUUACCUUGUUUUUUGAAUUGGCUUUCCUUCCAUGACUGAGAUUAAAUCAUCCUCCAAAUAUUUUUUACCCCAUCACAUUCCUUCCUUCAUGCAGUUUGCAGUCUUUUUAAGUUCCUUAUAGAUUUAUCUACCAGGGUCUUAACCUUUUGAUUAUUUUGUAUGAGCUUUAUCUUAUCUGUUGUAUGUUUUCCUUCAACACUGUUAUUUGCUUUUGUUGGGCUUUAAGCAGAGAAAGGACACAUAGCCAGAUGGGGCAUUUUAGAAACCUCUUCCAGCCCUCCUUUCAUUGUCUCAGCACUUAUCAUCCCUGAUAUUUUGUUCAGUCUCUUAGCUUAUCGUUGAUCUGUCCUGCUGGUCUGGGAGGGAGCACCAGGCAUGCAGGAACCUUGUGUGUCAGGCCUGUUCAUCACCUGUGUCCAUGGAAAGGAUGGAGGCAGACAGCCUUUGUAGAAUGAAUGGCAUUCUGGCACAGGACAAGGCAGGGUGAAGGACAAGUUGAUGCAGGACGCAGGGAGACCAUUUUGGAAUCUAUGACAGUGACUUGGCCAAGAGACGGUGAAUAUGAGCCCACAGCUAGUGGUGCAAACAGAAGGAUGUGGGUAGAAAGUACUUCCCUCCAGAUGGAUCUGUCCAGGAGGUUAAGGAAAGGAGGCAGGUGGAGGAGCCAGGGGUGACUCCUAGGCUUAGUGUGAUAUGGAUGUAGUGCCUCAGUUUAAGGCUGGGUGCUCAGAGCUCCUGGGCAUCUUUACUCAGGCCUGGGCAAAUGAAGGCGGUAUGGGGAUAGGGUGCUGAGGAGCUUCCCUGUGCCUGCCUAUCCCACCAAGGAGUCUUGGGCAGAGCUUUGGACCCAAGAUAGCAGCAGGUUUUCUAGUCCUGCUUCUUCCUCUCCUCCAUGAAUUCAGAGACAACCCCACAGCGGCCCAAGGUGGUGGCUCUGAUGAGCCCAUUAUACGGAUGGGGCCACUGAGGUCCCAGUGGGAAAUACGGUGGUCCAGGACCACUGAGUGAGUUGUUGGAAGCAGCUUCUGGAGCAGGAGCAUGGGGCUUUUGUCCCCACCCCUCCCCCUGCCUCCAGGGGCCAGGCUGGCGCCGGCCAGGGGAGCUGUAACUGGUUCCCUGCUGGGCCCCUGACCUGCCCUUGGCCUCUGCCCUGACCCUGUCCCGCUUCGGUGGAAGCCCCAGCUCAGCCUGCCACUCGCGAGUCCCACCCGACUCCUUUCUCUUGCACCCGUUGGCUCGUCGACCCCUCUGGGCCCGCCCCGCUGCCCCGCCCCGGCCCGCCCCUCUGAGCUGCUACUCCACGUCCCGAGGCCGAGCCUUCCUAGGUGGAAGCUCAGUCUUGCUGCCAGGAAGCUGCCGGCGCGCGAGCUGCGCGCGAGGCUUGGCUUCCACGUGCGAGCCUGCUCCGCCACCCCGCCUCCUCCUGGCCGCUGGGCCUGGGGACUCCCUGCUCUGGGACGGCGCCCCGCGCCCUGCCAUUGCAGUAACCCUGGCCGGGACAUCCACGCGCGGCAGCCUGCCGCCAGAUCCAGCGCCUGCCCGACGUGCAGAGAACCGCGCGCCCAUGGAGAGCCUGGGUCGCUCGUGCCUGUGGCUUCGCCGGGAGCUGUCGCCCUCGCGGCCGCGGCUGCUGCUCCUGGACUGCCGCAGCCGCGAGCUGUACGAGUCGGCGCGCAUCGGCGGGGCGCUGAGCGUGGCCCUGCCUGCGCUGCUGCUGCGCCGCCUGCGGAGGGGGAGCCUGUCGGUGCGCGCGCUCCUGCCAGGGCCGCCGCUGCAGCCGCCUCCCCCUGCCCCGGUGCUCCUGUACGACCAAGGUGGGGGCAGGCGACGGCGCGAGGGCGAGGCCGAGGCUGAGGAGUGGGAGGCUGAGUCGGUGCUGGGCACCCUGCUCCAGAAGCUGCGGGAGGAAGGCUACCUGGCAUACUACCUGCAAGGUGGCUUCGCCAGAUUUCAGGCCGAGUGCCCUCACCUGUGUGAGACCAGCCUCAAUGGUGGUGCUGGCUCAAGCAUGGCCCCAGUGCCCAGCCCAGUGCCCGUGGUGGGACUGGGUGGCCUGUGCCUGAGCUCCGACUGCUCUGACGCAGAAUCUGAGGCUGACCGCGACUCCAUGAGCUGUGGCCUGGAUUCAGAAGGCACCACGCCUCCCCCAGUGGGGCUGCUGCCAUCCUUCCCGGUCCAGAUCUUGCCCAACCUCUACCUGGGCAGUGCCCGGGAUUCAGCCAACUUAGAGAGCCUGGCCAAAUUGGGCAUCCGCUAUAUCCUCAAUGUCACCCCCAACCUCCCUAACCUCUUUGAGAAGAAUGGUGACUUUCACUACAAGCAGAUCCCCAUCUCUGACCACUGGAGCCAGAACUUGUCCCAGUUCUUUCCAGAGGCCAUUGCAUUCAUUGACGAGGCCUUGUCCCAGAACUGCGGGGUGCUCGUCCACUGCCUGGCAGGGGUCAGCCGCUCUGUCACCGUCACCGUGGCCUACCUCAUGCAGAAGCUCCACCUCUCACUCAACGAUGCCUACGACCUGGUCAAGAGGAAGAAGUCUAACAUCUCGCCCAACUUCAACUUCAUGGGGCAGCUGUUGGACUUUGAGCGCAGUCUGCGCUUGGAGGAGAGGCGCUCCCAGGGGCAGGGCAGUGGGGGCCAGGAGUCUGCCACCUCUGACCCCCCCUCCUUUUUUACCACCCCCACCAGCGAUGGGGUCUUUGAGCUGGACCCCACAUAAGACCACGUGGGGCUGGCAGGGCUGGUCCCCACCCAUGACCCCACACCCAGUGGGUGCUCUAACCACCCAUAUAGUAGGGGAGAAGGGGGGAGGGGACUCAGCCAUAAG
Messenger RNA from Ictidomys tridecemlineatus (thirteen-lined ground squirrel), 4282 nucleotides. It is a transcript of the gene Dusp9, whose product is annotated as dual specificity phosphatase 9. Gene Ontology annotation, biological process: peptidyl-tyrosine dephosphorylation; negative regulation of MAPK cascade. Gene Ontology annotation, cellular component: cytosol; cytoplasm. The record is from RefSeq and is a predicted model, not a curated record. Lineage: Eukaryota; Metazoa; Chordata; Mammalia; Rodentia; Sciuridae. Gene Ontology annotation, molecular function: protein tyrosine/threonine phosphatase activity; MAP kinase tyrosine phosphatase activity; MAP kinase tyrosine/serine/threonine phosphatase activity.